Messenger RNA from Morone saxatilis (striped sea-bass), 1243 nucleotides. Its product is annotated as CDGSH iron-sulfur domain-containing protein 3, mitochondrial-like. Bases 221 to 610 code for a protein of 129 amino acids. Gene Ontology annotation, molecular function: 2 iron, 2 sulfur cluster binding. The record is from RefSeq and is a predicted model, not a curated record. The transcript has 3 exons. Gene Ontology annotation, cellular component: intracellular membrane-bounded organelle. Lineage: Eukaryota; Metazoa; Chordata; Actinopteri; Moronidae.
GAUUUCUAUAAUCUCCUUGGUCAGCUGUCGGGUUGUGAAACCUUGCACUAUUUCUCGGGGUGUGUGAUUUAUUUUUCUUCCUCUGUUUGACCUUUUAUAGUUUCCGUAGCUGUGACGUCAUUGGGGCUUUGAGUCACGUUCACGGUUGUUUCACCGGCGCGCGACUUGGACAGCAGCCAGCUGAGGUUGCUCUGAAGUUGAACCGUCACUGGAAACAAACAUGAACACGUUGGGGACCAAAGUAGACCUCAAAUGGAUCAGUUUCACCUUGAGACAACCUUGGAUAACCUCUAUGGCAGCUUCCAAGGUCCAGCUCUCCACCCUUCCUCCAGAACCUGUCAUCCCCUCUAAGAAGCCUUUCAAAGUGGAGCUGGUCGGUGGAAAGCGUUACGCAUGGUGCACCUGUGGACACAGCAAGAAACAGCCUUUCUGCGACGGAGCCCACAAAACCAAAGCCCAAGGCCUGUCCCCGCUACGCUUUGUCCCAGAGAAAGACGCCACGGCUUGGUUGUGUGGUUGCAAGUACACAAACAAUCCACCUUACUGUGACGGCACGCACAAGCAGGACUUUGUCGUAUCUGCCCCGCUACAUGAGCAAACCGAUUCUUGAAAAGGAAUGCAGAGAGGUCUUUGAACUCAACAUUCAUGUUGCUGUUGCAUGCACAUUUUUGCACUCAGUGAAAGCAGCACAUGUAAACUGACCAUUUCAAGUGUCUCAUUCUUGUCUCUUAUCAGUAUUUCUCUGUGCUUGACAGAGAAGAGAGUGGCUAUGAAAAGCCCUUGCUUUCUGUCGUUUAUCAGGGAAACAGGGUUGAAUGAUAUGAUAUCCCGUCUGAGGGUGGAGAUUUUACCACCACACUGUCCCUAGAAAAGGAUGUUAAAGAUGGGAUAUAACAGUAUUAUCUUCAAUACUAAAGAUCUAGAGAAUGGUUUUACAGGAGAAUAUUGUCUGUGUAUAGGUCUUGGACUGUGAAGUGUAUGAAGGGAGGAUGUAAUAGUGCAGUCUCCUACAGCUCACUCCGUAAAGUAGCAUAUCUGUGAGGGACAUGAAUCCUCCUCUCCACAUAUAAAAUGCCACAUUAUUUUUUAACUUUUGCGGAUGUAUUUAUGCUUUUGACAGAAACUUGAUGAGUUAUCUUAACACUGUGCUGUAGCUCACUGUAGGAAACUGCACUGAAAAAGAGCUGUUGACAUUACAUUAUGUACCUGUAAUUAUUAAACUGAUUAAAGUUUUAAUCUGUAA